Messenger RNA from Chlorella variabilis, 1731 nucleotides. RefSeq lists its product as hypothetical. The record is from RefSeq and is a predicted model, not a curated record. Bases 1 to 1731 code for a protein of 576 amino acids. The transcript has 10 exons. Lineage: Eukaryota; Viridiplantae; Chlorophyta; Trebouxiophyceae; Chlorellales; Chlorellaceae. Gene Ontology annotation, molecular function: protein binding.
AUGCCGGCAGCAGCGUGGCCGCUGCGGCGCCCCACCGCAGCGCCCGGCACCGCGGCGACACAGGCCGGCGCCGACCCUCGGCUCUCCCGCCUCACGCAGCAGCUCAUACAGUGCGGGAGCGAGGGGGAGAUGCGGGGCGUGCUGGAGCGGGAGCGGGAGCAGGGGCUGGGCGGCGCAGACGUGCGGCGGCUGCUCACAUACCUGGACCGGGCGGGGGCCGCUGACGUGGCGCUGGCGGCCUUCCACGCCAUGAAGGCGGCAGGCCUGCCCUGGGCAGGCGACGCCGUACUGCGCACCAAGCUGAUCAAGAUGCACAGCCGGCGGGCCAAGGACACAGGGGCGGCGCUGGCGCUGUACGACGAGAUGCGGCGGGACGGCGUACUGCCUGACGUUGUCGCCUACAACAUCUGCCUCACCGCGGCGGGCCUGGGCCACCACUGGGGCCGCGUGCUGUCGCUGCUGGGCGACAUGGAGGCGGCGGGGGUGGGCUGGGACGCCUUCACCUGCAGCGCGCUGCUCAGCGCCUGCCAGGCGUGCGGGCAGUGGGAGCAGGCGCUGGAGUGGUUUGGGCAGGCGCGCGCCACGCCGGGCCUCCAGCUCAACGUGGUCCACUACACCACCCUCAUGAGCUGCCUGCAGAAGGCGGGGCAGUGGGAGCGUUCGAUGGAUGUGUUCCGCCAGAUGGAGGCGGCCGGUAUCGUGCCCGACGGCGGCGACUGGGAGGCUGGGUGGGCUGUGUUCCUGGCCAUGCGCCAGGCGGGCCUCACCCCCUCCACCAUCUCAUACAACGCACUCAUCUCUGCCUGCGAGCGCUGCGGCCAGCCAGACAGGGCCCUGGAAGUGUUCGCCAGCAUGCAGCGCCGCGGCCAGGCGCCCCCCAACGCCGUCACCUUCAACACCCUCAUCUCCGCCUGCGCCAAGGCGGGGCGGUAUGCCAAGGCGCGAGAGCUGCAUGCAGCCAUGGCCGCCGCCGGCAUCCCCGAGGACGUCUUCACCCUCAGCGCCCUCAUCACAGCCUGCGAGCGCAUAGGGCACUGGCAGGGGGCGGAGGAUCACUUUGUGGAGUUCCAGGCAAGAGGGGUGGCGCCCAACACGGUCGCCUACAACAGGCUCAUCUCCGCGCUGGGCCGCUCCGGCGAGUGGCAGCGCGCCGUGGCCGCCUUCCGCGCCAUGCAGCCCGGCGCCGCGGGCGGCGCCGCCAGCGCCAGCACCAGUAGCAGGGGCAGCACCAGCGGCAGCGGCAGCAGCAAAGUGCCGGCCAGCGGCGGCGGCGGCGGUGGCGGCGGCGACGAGUUUGUGUAUCCCGCUUACGUCGGCGCCGUCCCCGCCAGGCCUGACCGCAUAACCUACGGCUCGCUCAUCGCGGCACUGGAGCGGGGCGGGCAGUGGCAGCGGGCGCUGGCGGUGUUUGAAGAGAUGCAGGCGGCGGGCAUGCAGGUGGAAGAAAACGCGGCGGCCGUGCCCAACGGCUACAUCUUCACCUCCCUUAUCAACGCCUGCGAGAAGGGCGGGCAGUGGGAGACCGCGGUGCGGCUGUUCAAGCUCAUGCAGGGCCAGGACAUCCCGCUGGGCAGCAUGGCCAUGGUGGCGCGCAAGGCGCUCUACGCCUUCCCGCCGCUCAUCCGCCUCAUGCCGGCGCCGCUGCUGCAAGCGGCUCGCGCCACCGUGGAUUCUGGGCGCGCGGCGCGGGAGUGGAUCGACAGCAAGAAGGAGCAGGAGGAGGAGGGCUAG